AUGGACGCCUGCGUCAAGGCCAAGCAGCUGUCCAGGGCAGAAAAUUGGCUCCGACGACUGCUCCAGCAGGGAGGCAGCGGUCUAAGCGCCAUUCCGUACAGCAUACUCAUCAAUGGCUAUGCGCUGGAAGGAGACUUCGCUUCAGCAAAAGGCUUCUUGCGGGAGAUGGACCGAAGGCAGUUGAGCCCAGACGCCAUCACCUAUUCGUCGCUGGUCGAUGCUGCGGGGAAGGCUGGUGCUGCUGCCGAAGCCUCUGCGCUGUUCCGCGAAAUGCAGGCGCGCGACCUGAAGGCCAACAUCGUUGCCUACACGUCUCUGGUGAACGCCUUUGCGCGGCAGGGCAACGUGACCGGCGCGGUGGAGGUGAUGCAGCAAAUGGAAGAGGAGCGGAUCCAUCCCAACACCGUUACCUACAGCUGCGCUGUCAAGGCGUGCGGCCGGGCGCAGGAACUGGACCGGGCCUGGACCUUCCUCAGAGACAUGGAAGACCAACGCAUCGAGCAAAAUAUCAUGACCUGGGCCCCGGUGAUUGAAGCCGUCUGCAAGCACCGGAACGAUGCAACCGUCAAGGAGACCCUGAGCGCGAUGCUUGCUGCGCGUAUCGCGCCGCAGGGCCUGGCGCAGCGGCAGUUGGAGGAGCGUCUCGGUGGCCAGAACUUGUCCUCGGCGUGCGCCGAGUACGGUCUCGAGAAGCGCGGCAGAGCGGUGGACAUCGGCGCCUUCGCCCGCCAGAACCGGAAUGUGGAGGAGAAAUCGGAUGCUACGAAGCGUCGUCAACGACAGGCGGUGGCUCGGCUGGUCCCGGAAGGAUGCGCAGAGCUUAUUCCGGAAGCGAAGGUCACGCAUGGACCCAGGUUAGCGCAAAAGUUGAUCAAGGGGGCAAGUGUCAACCACAGGGGAACUGCCUUGCGUAGACCCGGGGCUGUACAGGUCCUCGCCGAGGGCGUGCUGCACUUGCGCCCAUGGUUCAAAGCAACCACAAAGGGCGCCGUCGUCGACUUCUACAAUGCCGCCAAGGUCUGGUUCGCACAGGGCGAGGACGCCAAAGCGCGUGACGCAUGUGAGAAAGCCCUGAAGCUGGCAGAUGAGCUGCGCCCACCACCCGCCGAGAUGGGCGACACUUUGCACCUGCUCGGGGCCUACCACCUCCGCGCAAAGUCGUUUGCAAUGGCAAUCAAGUGCUUCGAAAGAGCCAUGCUCGUGAAGCAGAUGACCUUGGCUGAAGAGGACCAGACGGCAUCCAUGGCGGCAACCUUGUUGGCGCUGGGCGGUGCUCACCUCCAAAGUGGCGCGCCGGUCACCGCAGCUCGCUGUUUGCAGACUGCGGUGGCAACGCUGGAGGAGUUGGGUGACGACACGGACGAACUGAUGCUGGCGUCGGCCUACCAAGCCUUGGCUGGCUCCUAUCGCGCUGCUGGCCAACAUGGCCAGGCGUUGCAGUGCUACAACCUCUGCCUCGAGCUACGAGAGGCCAAGCUGGGCCCAGAGGACCCUCAGCUGAUCCCUGUGCUGAACAACCUCGGGGCCCAGGCGCAGCAGUUGCUGCGGCACAAAGAGGCCGCAGACUUCUAUCGUCGAGCUCUUUCCCUGGAACGGAAGAGCCUGGGCACGGAGCAUGUCGCGACAGCGACAACACUCGCCAAUUUGGGUACGGUCUUCGCUCAGUUAAGCGAGCACGGCGAAGCCGUGACGUGCUUGAGCCAAGCCUACGAGAUACAGCGUGCCGAGCUCGGGGAGAACCACCCCACCUUGGCCACAACUUUGCAUAACUUGGGGAACGCCCUGGCCUCAUGCAGCUAUGGCGACAAGGCAGCCGAAUGCCUUUGCAAGGCCUUGGAGGUCUGGCAGAAGGCACAUGGAGAAACAGGAUCGGCGGCUCGGGAUAUUGCGGCCACGCUACACAGCUUGGGCAACGUUCACCGUGGGCGGCGGGACCCGGCGGCAGCGCAGCAAGCGCUGCAGGGCGCGCUUCAGAUCCGCGAGGCUGCCUUGGGGAAGGAGCACCCAGACACUGCACGAACACGGCACUGUCUUGGUUUGGUCCACGUCGCCCUCGGCGAGCGUGCCACUGCUUUGCAGGAGCUGGCAACCGCUGCUUCGGCUCUCCGCACCAGCUUGGGCUCAAAGCAUCCCUGGUCCCAGCAGGCGCAGGUGGACGUGGAAGCGCUGAGGACAGCCCUCUGA
This is a messenger RNA of Symbiodinium natans, 2184 nucleotides long. The record is from the annotation of a GenBank genome assembly. NCBI's taxonomy places the organism in Eukaryota, Dinophyceae, Suessiales, Symbiodiniaceae.